This is a messenger RNA of Xiphophorus maculatus (southern platyfish), 5014 nucleotides long. It is a transcript of the gene mical2a, whose product is annotated as microtubule associated monooxygenase, calponin and LIM domain containing 2. The transcript is spliced from 22 exons. The record is from RefSeq and is a predicted model, not a curated record. Bases 470 to 3802 code for a protein of 1110 amino acids. Lineage: Eukaryota; Metazoa; Chordata; Actinopteri; Cyprinodontiformes; Poeciliidae. Gene Ontology annotation, molecular function: FAD binding; protein binding.
GCAGUCUCAGGGGGAAAAAAAGAAACUUUGCAAUAGAGUGAAGUUCUUUCUUACGGCUUUGUUUGGGGCUAAAAAUGUCAUAUAUUUUACACGCACACGGAUGAGUUCAUUAAAAAGGCUGAAAGAUGGUUUUUAGUAGAUAGUAAAAAGCACCCAAAAAAAAAGGCUUUAGCCCCAGUCUCCUCAGCAGCUUUAGUAGCUACAGUAGCAAUUCUGGGAUGUGUCCCAGUUUUGAGCGCCGCCCUCAGACAGCGGCUCCGAGAAUCUGUCAGACAGACUGAGAAAGUCGUUUUUCUCACAGCUCCUAAUUUCAGCGACGACUCUGGAAGGCGGGAGAGCUCAGGUUUAGUUACAAGAAUGGGCAUGACGGUGCGGGCCAAGCCGAGGGUGUAGCCACAUCUGGCAGAGCGAGCUGAGCGACGCUGAGCAGGAACCUCAGCACACCAAGACAUCUGCUGCAGAGGGGAAAAUGGGAAAGAUGGAGGAGGAGAGCGACAAUGUCGGGAAGCUGUUUGAGAACUUCAUCCAGGCCUCCACCUGUAAAGGGACUCUGCAGGCCUUUAACGUCCUCUGCAGACGUUUGGACCUUGACCCGGCGAACCACAACACUUUCUACUGCAGCAUGAAGGCAAAGGUCACCUCUUGGAAGGCCAAGGCACUUUGGAGCAAGUUAGACAAAAGGAUAUCCCACAAGGAGUACAAGAAAGGUCAAGCUUGUGUGGGGACAAAGUGCCUCAUCAUCGGAGGAGGCCCGUGUGGCUUGCGGACUGCCAUCGAGCUUGCCUUGAUGGGUGCCAAGGUGGUGGUGAUUGAGAAGAGGGAUUCUUUUUCAAGGCACAACGUGCUCCAUCUUUGGCCCUACACCAUCCAUGACCUGCGGGGCCUCGGGGCCAAAAAGUUCUACGGAAAGUUCUGUGCCGGAGCCAUCGACCACAUCAGCAUUCAGCAGUUGCAGCUCAUCCUCCUGAAGGUGGCUCUCAUCGUUGCUGUGGAGUUCCACAUCAACGUGGAGUUUAUUAAGCUGCUGGAGCCUCCAGAAGAUCAGCAAAACGAAGCGAUUGGGUGGAGGGCCGCAAUCCGACCUGCAGAUCACCCGGUGGCUGGCUUUGAGUUUGAUGUGGUGGUGGGGGCCGAUGGGCGGAGAAACACGCUGGAAGGUUUCAAAAGGAAAGAGUUCAGAGGUAAACUGGCAAUCGCCAUCACAGCCAACUUUAUCAACAGGAACACAACUGCGGAGGCGAAAGUAGAGGAGAUCAGCGGCGUGGCCUUCAUUUUCAACCAGAAGUUCUUUCUUGACCUCAAAGAGGAGACAGGCAUUGAUCUGGAGAACAUUGUCUAUUACAAGGACAACACACAUUACUUUGUCAUGACGGCAAAGAAACAGAGUCUGCUGGAGAAAAAAGUUGUCAUCAAUGAUUACAUGGACACUCAGAUGCUGCUGAGCAGCGAAAAUGUCAACCAGGAAGCCCUUCUGAGCUACGCCCGAGAAGCUGCUGACUUUGGCACCAACUAUCAACUUCCCACACUCGAUUACGCCAUGAAUCAUUGCGGGCAGCCAGAUGUGGCCAUGUUUGACUUCACAAGCAUGUAUGCGUCUGAGAACGCCGCUCUGGCCAGGGAGAGAUCCGGACACCAACUGCUGGUGGCGCUAGUUGGUGACAGUCUGCUGGAGCCCUUCUGGCCAAUGGGGACUGGUUGUGCCAGAGGUUUCCUGGCUGCCUUUGAUACGGCCUGGAUGGUAAAGAGCUGGGCUGAAGGCCGGACGGUUCUGGAAGUUCUGGCAGAAAGGGAGAGUAUUUAUCGACUUCUACCACAAACUACUCCUGAAAACAUAGCCAAAAACUUUGACCAGUACACUAUCGACCCUUCAACUCGAUACCCCAACCUCAACUCCUCAUGCGUUAGACCUCACCAAGUGCGUCACCUGUACGUCACUGGAGAGCUAAAUUCCUGCUCCCUGGAGCGUGCUGCUACCAUACGACGGCCUGUCAAUCUCUAUAGACGAGAGUCUGAGAUCCGGCCAUCGCGGCUCCUUUCCUGGUGCCAGAAACAGACCGAGGGCUACAGGAAUGUCUCCAUCACAGACCUGGCAUCGUCUUGGAGAAGUGGCAUCGCCCUGUGUGCCCUCAUUCACAGAUUUAAACCCCAGCUGAUAGACUUUGACUCUUUAAAUGAGGAAGACCACACUGCAAACCUCCAGCAAGCUUUUGACAUCAGCGAUCGGGAAUUCGGGAUUCGCCCAUUCACUUCUGCAUUGGACCUGAGCGCUGGUGAUGAGCUGGACAAAACCAGGAUGAUUGCUUACCUGUCUAAGUUCUACGAGCUUUUCCGUGGGACUCCUCUACCUUCGUUGGCAGAUUCCAGAAGAGUGGAUGAAAACAAUGAAGAAUAUCCCUCAGAGGAAGUCAAAGCUAAUAAUAAUGAUCUCAAUCUUGCACUGACAAGGAAGCGGGUACCAAAGGAUGAGAAGAAGUCAGACGGUACAGACUCUAUUUACAAAAGGAGGCGAAGAUUCUUCUAUCUGGAGGAGGCCACUAACAUGCGUAGUAAUGGCUCAUCAGUCCAACACGAACGGGAGCCCAAAGAAAACAAAGUUCGCUCAAUGGCUUCGCAGCUACAGGCCAAGUUUGAAAGCAAGAACAGCUACACAUUUCAAAAAACACAGUCAGACUGUGAGACAGUCUUGGUGCUCCCUAAUCUUAAUCAGAUUGAGCUUCGGCCUGUUGGGAUCAGGUCUCCGUUCCCACCUAAGCCUUCUUCAAUGACACAGUUUGAAAAAAGUAUCAGAAAAGCGGCUGAACAGUUAGCCAACCUUCCUCCAAAGACUCUGCCAAAACCCCAGCUCCGUCCUCAGCCCCAGCAUCCAUUUUUAGUCGUGAAGCUCAGACAUGUUGAUCAAACUCUCACUGAGACGAAGCCCCAGCCUGAGUGUGAGAGUCCUGAGCCCCCCGCAUCUCCUCCGUCCUGCCGCUCUGCUAUCUGUUUCAUGACAAGAGUUCUGCAUCGCCUCAGAGAGGUGGACGAACACGUAUCUGAGAAAAAAGCUCAAACACAACAAGUUAGGGAGUUUCAGACAAAGAGCAUAAAGGAAAAAGCUGUUCACCUUAGUGGACUGUUCUCAGGAGACAGUCCUGACGUUCUCAAGGGAAGUUCGAUAAGAAGGACGUUUUCCCAGUCGGCUGACAAGUGCUACUCUUGCUCCAAGCGUGUUUACAUGGUUGAGCGGGUCUGUGCCGAGGGGUUCUAUUUCCACCGGGAAUGUUUCCGGUGUUCCACCUGCAACUGUUCCCUCCCACAGGGAGCGCAUGCGUUCAACUCAGAAGAAGGGAAACUCUACUGCAAACUUCAUUUUCAUCAGCGCAACAAUGGGACAAAUCUGCGAAGGACUUUUUCUCUACCUCCAAAUCGGAAUAGAGCUCAGGAUCGAAUUGCUGCAGACGGAGAGAGCUCCCAGUCCAGCAGUUCGGCAGAGCUGGAGAGCCCGCCUGCGGCAGGUACCUGCACUUCGUUCAUGAAGAAAAAGCUGAAUUGGUCGCUGAGUGUGACGCGCGCUGUCUGUAACGCCCCCUGGCAUCUGUCUCAACGCGCUCACAGCGCAGCACAGGCCCUCGUCGGCCACCUGAGAGACAACGCCCAUGACUACACGUUACUGUAUGAGCUACUGAGCAUGAGCUUACCCCUGUUGUUUGUUUUACAAGAGGUUCUGCUGCAGAUGCACACUGAGACUGUUCCUGAUGAGCCGAGCACCUUGCAACCUGUAUUGCUUUGGCUGCAAGAGCAGGUCGGGCACAGGCUCAUCUAGUUUCUCAACGGGCAAAAAACUGUUUUAAUUUCGAACAUUUCUCCAUUUUACCACUAAAUUAGUGGACACUGAUUGAAUUGCUAUCAUUACUUGUACAUGCAUGGAAGCAGGGUUUUGAUGUUUACUCAUUUGUAAAAGCAUUGGAUGCAUCUGUGCAUCAGCCAAAGAAGAGAAAACCGAUCAGUUAAGACUUGAGCAAAUGCAUUAAAUGGCUUGAAAUCAGAAUCAGUAGAUUGUAGUCAUUAGACUGAUUUAGUCUAAUCACCGUUACUGUAGAUUUGCCCUAGUUAAUUGCUGUUUCUGAAAUCCUAUGAGUCUUGUGGUUAGAGAUAUGACUCAUGAACUCUAUGCACUUUAUUUUGGAGAAUUGUUUUGUCCACGUAGCGAUAAACUGUCACCUUGGACAAAAAGUCUGCUCUCGUGUUAGCAGCCAUCACAGCUUUAUUCUUAAUAAAUGUAUUAUUUCGAGAUGCUGGCAGAGCUGCUUUUUACUGACACUGUGGUAAUACUCUGUUUGAUUUUAUGAAUUGUUUUCAUUCAUUUUUUUUAGUUUUCAUAGUUUCACCAAAGAGUCUACCACUGUCAUUAACUUUGGGGAGUGUUUUGCUUUAUUUUGCUGCCAUCUACUGGUGCCUCAGAAGAUGGCAGCCAGACAAGUUUUUCACCUAUUUUAUGUUAUUUUAUUUUUGAUUACCAUUUUUAACACCCCCAUGUGGUUAACAUGGUCAGAUUUACUUUAAUCUGAAUGCAUCCUGUAAAGUGUUUGAAUGUGUUUGCCAUUUUUUUCAAAGCAUGUUGUUAGAUAAUCAACUGCGAACCUCUCUGACUGGAACCAACCAGCUGCUUCCUAUAAAAAGUACGCAGUCUAUUGAUGCUCACAGAGCACUUUAGAUUUAGUUUCACAUGCAGAGAUUUGUUUGAAAAUGAUUGCUGACAUGCAAUGCAUCUUCUAAAGUGUUUACAACGUGGUAAAACUUUAUGUUUCACUAUGAGCUUUAUAAUAUUUUGAAUCUGCAACUGAAUGUCUUGUUUACUGUUCAAGAGGAAAACAUCAGUGUUUCAAAAUGCCAAAGGACUUUUGUAAGCAGACAAACUGGACUUGUAUGAAAUAUAAUUUAUACAUCUUUAUCGCAAAUGAAUCUGUACGUAUCUGUAUUGGCUCAUUGUGAAAGUUGAUAUCAUGUUUGCAUAAACGUAAAAUUCUUGUGUGCA